AUGACAGAAGAACGUUUCCAGAGAAAAUUAUUUCACAUACUAUUUGAAGUGAGAGACCUGAUGAAAUCAUCCCUAUGCAGUAAAACUGCAAGUCUGAAUUGUGAAUUUGAAACUGCUGAAUCACUGGAGGAGUUAGAGGCAAUAGAAUCUGCAUUAGAGAAUAUUGCUAAACAAAAUAAUUUGAGAGAAUAUUUGAGAAGAAUAGGAGGAGUAGACUUUAAAGACCUACUGAAAAAGGCUAUGACAAGAAUGAUGUCCAACAGUGUAAUGUCAAAAAUGAACAUGAAAGGGAAAAAAAAUAAGGUGGGAUUUGUAAAAACAAAAUUGUACAGAGUUAUUUCAGGGUGUGUAAUGAAUGCCUACCCUGAAAUAACGGAAACACAGCUAAAGGAGGAACUUUCCAAGUUCUUAAAGUAUGCUCCAGAAAGGGCUGGAGGAGGUGGUAGAGAAAGACCACAAUAA
Messenger RNA from Mytilus californianus (California mussel), 462 nucleotides. RefSeq lists its product as uncharacterized. The transcript has 5 exons. The record is from RefSeq and is a predicted model, not a curated record. Bases 1 to 462 code for a protein of 153 amino acids. Lineage: Eukaryota; Metazoa; Mollusca; Bivalvia; Mytilida; Mytilidae.